This is a messenger RNA of Grosmannia clavigera kw1407, 738 nucleotides long. RefSeq names its product HAD superfamily hydrolase. The coding region runs from base 1 to 738 and encodes 245 amino acids. NCBI's taxonomy places the organism in Eukaryota, Fungi, Ascomycota, Sordariomycetes, Ophiostomatales, Ophiostomataceae. The record is from RefSeq and is a predicted model, not a curated record. The transcript has a single exon.
AUGGCUGUGAAAACGUACCUGUUCGACUGCGACAACACGCUGGUGCUGUCGGAGGAGCUGGCAUUUGAGGGCUGUGCCGACCUGUUGAACGAGAUAUGUGCAGCCAAGGGCGUGAGCCCGCCGCCCAGCUUCACGGGGGGGAAGCUGAUCACCGAGUUUGUGGGGCAGAACUUCCGCGGCAUGCUGGCGUCGCUGCAGCAGCGCUACGGCUUUCCGCUGGCGGCGGACGAGGCGGACGGCUACGUCGUGCGUGAGGAGGAUGUGGUGAUUGCGCGACUUCGCAGUGGGCUGGCGCCGUGUGUCGGUGUCGAGACGCAGCUGAAGCGGCUGCAGCAGGCGCCCGAGCGACCGACGCUCGCGGUGGUGUCGUCGUCGGCGCUGCGGCGUCUGCGUGCCAGCCUCGAGACGGUCGGCUUCGACCGCUUCUUCGCGGCCGACCAGGUCUACUCGGCCGCCACCAGCCUGCCGACGCCGACGAGCAAGCCGGACCCAGCCGUCUAUCUGCACGCGCUCGAGCAGCUCGGCGCUCAGGCCGCGUCCAGCGUGGCCGUCGAGGACAGCCGCAGCGGCACGCUCAGCGCCGUCCGUGCCGGCAUCCCCGUCAUCGGUUAUGUCGGGCCCUACCCGGCCGACCGCCAGGACAGCAUGGCGGCCGUGCUGCGCGAGGCCGGCGCCCGUGUCGUCAUCCGUCACUGGGACGAGUUUCCCCAGGCCGUGGCCGAGAUCGAGGCGGCCUAG